Molecule: messenger RNA, 2084 nt
Organism: Scatophagus argus
Lineage: Eukaryota; Metazoa; Chordata; Actinopteri; Scatophagidae
Product: E3 ubiquitin-protein ligase TRIM21-like
Exons: 2
Coding region: 96-1736 (546 amino acids)
Molecular function (GO): protein binding; zinc ion binding
Source: RefSeq, a predicted model, not a curated record
GUAAAACCGAAACUCACACGUUACAGUCAUCACUUAGUGAUGAACCAUCGAACUAGUAUCAUUAGGACAUUCUGGAGUUCAUUCACUGAUACAAUAUGGCCGCCGCCAGAAUUGUCCUCUCUGAAGAGCAGCUUCUGUGUUCCAUCUGUCUGGAUGUGUUCACUGAUCCAGUCACCAUACCAUGUGGACACAAUUUCUGCAAGAACUGCAUCACAAAAUCAUGGAAAAUGAAUACCAGUGAAAAAUAUCAGUGUCCCAUGUGUAAAGGGGUAUUCAAAAGACAACCAGUGCUGCCGGUCAAUACUGUCCUAUCUGAGAUGGCUACUCGACUCAGGGAGUCGGCUCAAAAGAAAGCCAGUGUGGAGCAAAAAAGAGCCAAAGGUGGAGAUGUCUCCUGUGACAUCUGCACUGAGACCAAAGUGAAGGCCCUAAAGUCCUGUCUGGUGUGUUUGACCUCCUACUGUGAGUCUCACCUGGAGCCUCAUUACAGAAUUCCAGGCCUGAAAAGACAUGAACUGAUUGACCCUGCGGAGAACCUGGAAGACAGAAUGUGUAAGACGCAUGAUAGACCCCUGGAGCUGUUCUGUAAGACAGAUCAGAUGUAUGUGUGCCGGCUGUGCAUCGCCACAGAUCACAAGAGACAUCACUUUUCUCCCCUGAAAAAGGAAUAUGAACAAAAGAAGGCUACGCUGGCGGAGAAUGAAGCUAAAAUUCAUCAGAUGAUCCAGGAAAGACGAGUGAAGAUUCAGCAGAUCAAACAGUCGGUGAAGCUCAGUAGGGAAGAUGCAGACAGAGAGACAGCAGUCAGUGUGCAGGUCUUCACUGCUCUCAUCCAGUCUGUUGAGAGGAGUCUUGCUCAGCUCACCGAUGUGAUUGAAGAGACACACAAAACAACAGAGAAACAGGCUGAAGUCUUCAUCCAAGAGCUGGAAGAGGAAAUCUCUGAGCUGACGAACAGAAGUGCUGAAGUGGAGCAGCUCUCACGCACUGAAGACCAUCUCCAGUUCCUCCAAAGCUUCCCAUCCCUGAACCCUGUUCCACCCACCAAAGACUGGACAAAGGUCAGAGUGCGCUCGUCUUAUGAGGGGGCUGUGAGGAGAGCUGUGGCUCAGCUGGAGGAGGCACUCAGUAAAGACGUGGGGAAGAUGUGUGCUGAUAUUAAGCUGAAGAAGGCUCAACAGUAUAUGGUGGAUGUGACUCUUGAUCCUGAUACAGCACAUCCAGCGCUCAUCCUGUCUGAGGAUGAGAAAGGUGUCAGUUGUGGUGAUGUGAAAAAGAAUCUGCCCGACACACCAAAGAGAUUUUCCUGUAGUCCCUGUGUUUUAGCAAAACAGAGUUUCUCCUCAGGCAGAUUCUACUAUGAAGUUCAAGUUAAAGGGAAGACUAAAUGGGAUUUAGGAAUGGCCUUGGAGUCGGUCAACAGGAAGGGAUAUAUCGCAGCUAGCCCCUUGACAGGCCUUUGGAUUUUAUGGCUGAAGAAUGGAAAUGAGUACAAAGCUCUUGAUGACCCUGCCGUUUCUCUCUCUCUGAAGUCAAAGCCUCAGAAGGUGGGAGUGUUUGUGGAUUAUGACGAGGGUCUGAUCUCUUUUUAUGAUGCAGAUACAGCAGCUCUCAUCUACUCCUUUACUGGCUGUAACUUCCCCGACAAACUCUACCCAAUCUUUGGUCCUGGUAUUAAUGAUGGUGGUAAAAACUCUGGCACCCUGGUGAUCUGUCCUGUCAGUCACACAGAUUAAACGUGUGCUUUGAUUUUACCAGGAAGAUGCUUUAAGAAAUAUUAUUGGUAGUAUGCACUGUAUCAUUUCAUGUUUUGUUUUGUCGUGGUUAUUGCAUUAUUCUCUAAUAGUGCACAUUCCAAUCCAUGUUGCUUUAACGCAUCCUGUUGCUGCCAAUACUAAUGUCCUUAUAGUAACUGAUUAUUCUGAUCUAAGUGUUGUACUGACAGCAUUGUCUUUAAUGUCAUGAUUUUACAUAAGAGAGGUGUUAGUUUUUACAUAUUGUUACAGAGCAGUCAGUUUAGUCAAAGAUACUAAUUUACAGCGUGUUCACUGUCCUAACACUCAUUGAAAUAAAACAAGUAAACA